Messenger RNA from Papilio xuthus (Asian swallowtail), 1732 nucleotides. Its product is annotated as putative Dol-P-Glc:Glc(2)Man(9)GlcNAc(2)-PP-Dol alpha-1,2-glucosyltransferase. Bases 227 to 1666 code for a protein of 479 amino acids. Gene Ontology annotation, cellular component: endoplasmic reticulum. The transcript is spliced from 2 exons. NCBI's taxonomy places the organism in Eukaryota, Metazoa, Arthropoda, Insecta, Lepidoptera, Papilionidae. Gene Ontology annotation, biological process: dolichol-linked oligosaccharide biosynthetic process; protein N-linked glycosylation. Gene Ontology annotation, molecular function: dolichyl pyrophosphate Glc2Man9GlcNAc2 alpha-1,2-glucosyltransferase activity. The record is from RefSeq and is a predicted model, not a curated record.
AAGUAAAGACAAAGAUGUCAAUGUCAGAUAAACCGCCAUUCUUGUGAUGUCAAUUGUAUGAAUUUUAACCGGCAAAAGUAUUUACAAAAACACACCGGAUAUUAAGUAAUUGUACGUGUAAUAAAAGUAAUUGCCAUGAACUACAGUAAGAAUACAAUUCUUUAGGACAUUCAGAUUGUUUAAAGGAAAUAUAGUAAUUCGAAAAUUGAAUUUUCGAGACAUCAAAAUGGAGAAUUUAAAAUACCAUACACUCCUUGGUAUACUCUUAAUGAGUUACUACACAGCAUCUAAAUUAAUAUUUGAUAAAGUUUUCACCACACUACCUAUAGUUAUUGACGAAUUAUAUCAUUUACCGCAAGGAAUGCUGUAUUGUGAAGGAAACUUUUCAUACUGGGACCCCAAGAUUACUACGUUACCAGGCCUGUAUUUAAUUUCAUCUGUAAUAUCACCAUUCUUCUCUUGUAAUACAUAUAACUUAAGAUAUGUCAAUUUGCUUGCCUCUUGCAUCAAUUUAAUGUUAUUUUCAUCAUUAUUGCUUUAUAUUUAUGGUAAAAAUCUUGAAAAUCCAUUAAAAAUAGUGUUACAAGCUGUUAAUUUAACUAUAUUACCACCGUUAUACUUCUUUUCGCAUAUAUAUUACACUGAUACAUUGUCAAUGAUGUUUUUAUUAACUUAUACUAGAUUAUGCAUAGGUAAUAGUAAUAAAUUUUUAAUAUUUAUCUUCGGUUUAUCCUGUGUUAUGAUGCGACAGACUAAUAUAGCGUGGAUUUUUAUGAUAUUCUUACAUAGAAAUUUAGAUGUCUUUAUAAAAAGUUCACGUGUGUACGGUAAUCAAUUUUUGAAUAAGUUAAAAUUGAAAAAAAAUUCUUUAAUCUCCCAAGAAAUUGAUAGAACCAAAUUAAAGAGAUAUUAUAAUUUUAAUGAUUUAUAUAUAGCUGUUAAAUAUCAUUUUAACACUUAUCUAUCAACUUUCUUUAAACUAUUGACAUUUUCUGAUUUUAUAUUCAUCGGAACACAAUUGUUUAUACUUAUAUUAUUUAUCUUAUUUGUUAUAUAUAAUAAUGGUAUUGUAAUUGGUGAUAAAAUGGCACACAAAGCAUCCAUAAAUAUCCCACAAAUGUUAUAUUUUUUAUUAUUCUAUGGUUUAUUUGGAUUACCAUAUGUCAUGAUGAAGUUAAAAUCAACGGUAAAUAUGUUGUUUGGUAAUAAAAUUAUAGUAUUAUUGUUUGGUUUAAUAUUUGCUUUAGUUGUUAAUUAUAAUACAGUGGUUCAUUCAUAUUUAUUAGCCGAUAAUAGGCAUUAUAUAUUUUAUAUUUGGAAUCGUUGGUUCGGGAAAUAUGAAUUUGCUAAAUUUGCUACUAUACCUAUAUAUAUUUUUUUAUUAUUCAGUUUAUAUGAUAAUUUAAAAGAUCAAAAUUGUAUUUCUUUUCUAUUGCCGUAUUUUAUAAGUACUUUUGUAGUGUUGGUGUUGCAAAAGAUGAUUGAAGUGAGAUAUUUUUUGGUACCGUAUAUAAUUUUGAGGUUGCGUUUUGUUCGGUCGUCAUAUAAAAUUGUUUUGAUGGAGUUUCUCUGGUAUAUAAUAUUGAAUGUCGUAACUUUUUAUAUAUUUUUCACUAAAGAGGUAUAUUGGAAAGAUUUUGAUUAUGCCCAAAGAAUUAUUUGGUAAGUUAUUUAGUAAUUUGCAUGUUUGAUAUAAAUUUUGUAACUCUUUAAUACUUUUUUUUUUAAAACU